UUUAAGUAUCAAGGAUUUUUUAUCUGAUGCUAAAAAUACAACUGCUGCUCAUUCUCAGGCGUUUAAAGAGGCAUGGAAUGCGUUAUGUGAAGCAAAUGUGAAUGGCACAACAACAUCUCUUGUAAUAAAUGCCAACGAAACAUAUAUCGUACAACCCCAGUUGUUUCAAGGUCCUUGUGCAUCUCGUAAUAUUCAUAUUCAGAUUGAUGGAAAACUUGAAGCGCCAAAGAUGGUAAGGGAGUGGGGAAACUACGAAAGUAAAUGUUGGUUAUGUUUCACAAACGUGAAAGGUCUCGUCCUCAAUGGAUCUGGGAUUCUCCAUCCCCAUGGUGAAGCUUGGUGGUCCUCUAUUGAGCACUCCCACCGACCACGAACAAUAGGAUUUAGUGGAAGUAGUAACAUCUUAUAUAAUGGGCUCACUCAGAUGAAUAGCCCAAAGAAUCACAUUUCUAUUUUAGAUUGCACCAACGUAACUUUAUCAAACUUCCAUCUAAUCGCACCGAAAGAUAGUCCAAAUACUGAUGGCAUCGAUAUUGCUCAUUCAAACAAUAUCCGAAUUUUCAACUCAUCUAUCCAAACCGGUGAUGAUUGUAUUGCGAUUAAUGGUGGUUCGUAUGAUAUCAACAUAACUCAUGUAGCAUGUGGUCCAGGUCAUGGCAUCAGUAUUGGAAGUUUGGGGAGAUAUAGUGUAAACGAUACGGUCCAGAACGUAAAAAUAAGACACUGCAGCUUCAAUGGAACAGAAAAUGGAGCAAGAAUAAAGACUUGGACUGGAGGUCUCGGGGUCGCCAAAAAUAUAUUAUACGAGAAUAUAACAUUAACAGAUACCAAAUAUCCUAUCAUCAUCGAUCAACAUUACUGUAAUGGUGGCCACAAUUGUACAAAAGAGGCGAUGACUGCUGUGAAAGUGAGCAAUGUGACAUUUAGAUACUUUACAGGAACAUGUGCAAAUGAUAUUGCGAUAAAACUAGAUUGUGAUGAAGUAACGGGUUGUAAAGAUAUCGUGAUGGAACACAUCAACAUCACUUCUUCAUCUACGAAAAGGCCUCUAACCGCAUAUUGUCAAUUUGCGGAUAUAAUUAGUCACUUUGUCUCCAUGAAAAUCAAAUGUGAUUAUUAUGAAGAACCUUUAGUACCAGUUGAACCUCCACAACAGGUUGAACCUCCAACGCCGACUAAACCUCUGGCUCCAGCUAAACCUCCACGACACGUUGGACCUCUAAUGCCGACUAAACCUCCAACCAUGUUUCCUAAACCUCUGGCACCAGCUAAAUCUCCACGACACGUUGAACUUCCAAUGCCGACUAAACCUCCAACCAUGUUUCCUAAACCUCUGGCUCCAGCUAAACCUCCACGACACGUUGAACCUCCAAUGCCGACUAAACCUCCAACCAUGUUUCCUAAACCAUUGGCACCAGCUAAACCUCCUGUAUACUAUGCUAAACCUCCAGCGCCGAAUGCUCAACCUUCGAUGUUGUCUUUUCUUUCGUGCCUUAUUUAAAUUUUUAUUGUGAACUUUCUAUCGCAUUUACUAUAUCAAAACUGUGAUGAGAUAGUCACUAGAGAAUUAACGAAGAAAUCUGUUAACCAGAAAG
This is a messenger RNA of Arabidopsis thaliana (thale cress), 1595 nucleotides long. Its product is annotated as Pectin lyase-like superfamily protein. The record is from RefSeq and is marked reviewed. The transcript is spliced from 8 exons. Lineage: Eukaryota; Viridiplantae; Streptophyta; Magnoliopsida; Brassicales; Brassicaceae. Gene Ontology annotation, biological process: carbohydrate metabolic process. Bases 230 to 1501 code for a protein of 423 amino acids. Gene Ontology annotation, molecular function: polygalacturonase activity.